AUGUCAUCUCAUGACAGCAAGAGCCGUAUAUCUCCUGGCAAUCCUCCGAUAAACAACCUCGCUCAGCAGCUUAGCAAAUUAAGAAGAGAAAAUUCAAGCUCGGCCCCUAACAGGACUUCGACGUCUGCAAUACUUACAUCAAGACAGAAACAAAAAACUCAAACUCAAGGGUAAGAAAAACAAUUUGUCACCAAGAUCUCCUCUCUGUCGAAUUUGACUGAUGAAAAAUUUUUUUUGCAGCAAAUUAUUCAAUUUCAUCUCAAAAAAGAGCCAAAAGGAAAAGGUAGAGGUACCGCAUAAUUAGUGAAUGUUGCAUACUAAUGCCGACUUUUGCAUGUAUCAACAUACAUGUGAUUGUUGAAAUAAAUAUCAAAUCACGAGAAAACUCUUCUACAGUUUUCUCGUGAAUUUGAAAUUUGUUUUAGUUAUGCUGUUAUCUCGAAUUUAUGGAAGCACUUUACAUGUACCUGUAAUUGCAAUAUAUAAUCUUAACGAAGUUCAUUUUAGUGAUCAAACCACUAAUUUUUAAUGUUAAUUAAGUGACAGCAAGUUUUCAAUUAUAAGACCUUGAUGUCCAAAACAUUUUCAAUGAUUCUGUUGCAGAAAUGUGUGUUGCUUAAGGCCGGGACAUACAAAAUCUAAUUAUGUCUUGACCAGAGCAGAAAACCUUGUUGCUUUAAUUGUAUUUUUUUUUUAAAAAUUCCACCAUUUUACUCAGUGUUGCUUUAAUGUUCUGUGUAAGUGUUUAAAAAUUAUUGAAAUGCGCAGACAUUUUUCAACUCUGUCUUUACUAUCCAAGAAUCAUUUGUUAAGAAUCAAUAGGAAUUCAGAAAUCAGAAAAUAAAUAUGGCAUGUGGUUAAUUAAGCUUCAUAAUGCACAUUGCUCACAUAGAUAAAUUAAAAUUAACUCAUUUUUUAUCUCGAAGGCUAAUGCAUCUUUUCCAAGUGGAUCAAGGAUAACAGGAAUUCAUAGCAGGUACUACUGUAGGUAUUUUGACAUACCUCAGGUGCUCUAAGUUUCUGUGCCCUUUCUCCUUCCCCUUUCCUUGAAUAAAAAAUCUAACUUUGUUAUUCACUUUCAAGGCUGUCCAUAAAUUACAAAGUAGAGGGUAAAUAAGAAAUGUUGGGUGGUCAGGUCAUUGUGGAUAUAAUCAUUUGUCAUCAGAUUAUAGGCAACAUUGGGAACCAAACAAUCAAAAUUUACAACCUAAGCCUUGAAGUUCACACAAACCUUUGACCAGAAUUCUGAGAGUGGAAUUUAUUCACAUAUCUGAGCCUUCUGCUGAUAAAUUAUACAUUCUUAUGGACUCAAAAGUGGAAAAAUUUAAUUAAUGGCAUUUGAUUGGUUUUACAAUCUUUCUUCAGUAAUUGUGAUAAAAUAAGAUAAAUCUAGCUGUCUAAAUAUAGCACAUUGCCAGGGGUAGGGGGCUUUGGCUGGCUACAUGCUACAUAACAGUUGGUUAACAGUCACUCUCUCAAUACAUUUUCAAUAAUGCUCCCCAUCUUUGAUAGGUCUACCUGCCUGAAGGUCCCGGGAGCUCUGUAGAGGGUUCACAGUGUAAGAUGAUAAUGAAAUUAACACCAAAGUCACAAAUGGAAGCUAGGUGGCUGAGGGGCCUGGCAGCUGCAACCACAGCUGCACCCCAAGGUGCUAGAAUGCCUGACUGGCCUCCCUAACCCACAACCCAGCCAUGACCUCCAUAAGUUAAGCCCCUACAAGCACCCAUCACACUAGAGCUAAAUGGCUUAGUGAAAAUAAAAUGAAAUAUUAUUGAAUUAAUAAGUAAAAAUAAAUAAAAGAAGUAUAAACCUUCUGAAUAAGGAGGUUUAUAUCUAUUUAAACUACAGUUGGGAAUGGUAGGUAGGUUACACAGAGAACCACUACCUUAUGACUAAUGCAAAUACUACUCAACACAACCAACACUGUAUGAAAGGGAGGUUAAGAUGCUAAAAGAAUGCCAGCAAAACACUUCAGACCAGAUUUGCCUCUAGUCCUUUGCUAUGUUUAAUGCAAAUUAACUAUAUUUUCAAUUUGGUUAGCCUGUGUUAGUUGGAUGGUUGUGCACUACCUCCCUUUUCUAAAGACCAAUGGAAACAAAUUGCACCAUCAUAUUUUAUAUAUUCAUGAUUUCUGAUUUUCAUCAAACUUGAGCUAAAGGUUGACUUUAGCUUUAGUAUUUGUUCUGAUGCAUCAAACAUGUCACAAUUACAUGCAGUACUUCUUUAAUUACUUGUAGUAUAUAUCUGCUAAAAUAAACACAGUCAGUUACUUGUAUUAUUUUUAGAGACUACUACUUAGCAAAGUAACAUGAUAAACACAGUAACCAUGAAGCACUUUUUGUAUUUUAUACAUUUUUUGUUUCUCUAAUUAACUGAAUAGGGAGUCUCUUGGAGAAAAUGGCACUGAAGGACUAGGAUCACGCCAGAUUGCUCGUGUAACACCAUUUUUAUCCACAAGGUAAACUCUCAGCCCUCACAAUAGCUUCAGAUUAGUCUUACCUACCAAAUUAUAAGAGUUUGUGUAGUACUAUUUCUGAACCCAUUUUAGCAAGUUAUUCAUUUCUAGGUUUACUGUAUAAGAGAAGGAUGGUUCUUCUCUAAUAUAGUAAACCUAGAAAUAGAUAACUGGCUAAAAUGGGUUCUUUUCAACAUAGUAAGAGGUCAGACAACAGGUGAUGCAUUGUGGAAGUAGGGUGAGGUAUUUUUAUUGAGAAUUUGACUGUAUUAUUUUAUUCCUAAGAGCUGUCAUAAAUAUUCCCAUACAAACUUUAAUUUCACCGUGACUCUUAUUUUGCAAGAUGAUCAUCUCACAGCUGGAGCCUGAGCAAGUCAGCUAAUAUGUCAUUACUAACAAAUGGUGUCAGUACAUUGAUGUUAAUGAAUUAUGUUAUUUUUAUUAUUAAUUAAAAUGACAAUGAAUGUACUCAAAACUAAUUUAGAAUAAGUUUAUAUUAGACAUUCCAACUUUGGAUGUGAACAGCUGUUUACAAUGUACUUUACUCUUGUAUGUCUUUCACACUUCUUCCUUAAGAUGUCUUGGUGACUUACUCUCUCUCUCACCAUUAAGGUUUUUUGGAACCUGUUAUCCAAAACAUCAUCUGUAAAUAAUCUUUACCAAAAAAUCAUCUUUACCUGUUAAUUGUGUCUUAAAACAAGUGGGAGUGGCACAUCAACUUCAAGAUCAGCUGGAGAGGCAGGGAGGUCUGUACCACCUUUUAAAAAGGAACUGGUUUUCAAAAGACCAAAGCACUAUGAUGCUAAAGAUAAAGAUGAUGAAAAUGACUUUCAAGUCACAGCAGGUAUACUUUUGUUGCUGUGUAUUGUAUUUGUAUAUUGUUUUAUGAUAUAUACUUUUUUCCAUGCUAGAAUUGUUUCUAUACUAUUGCCAUGUAUCCUCACUCUAUCCUUCUAUAGCAUCAGUUUUACCACAUCUGAAUUCAUAUAGAUGAAGUUUUCAAUGCUCAAUAAAGCUAAUAGACUAUUCAAUUCAAUAGUUUAUUUAACCACUUAACAUGUAUGGCAUAACAGCAGGAGCCAUUUGCCACUGGUCUCUUAAAAGCCAAUUCUUAGAAAAUGUUGUAUUCUUAAUUACCACACUGACUAUUAUGAAUAAGUUUCCAUACAAAAUUUUGAUGCAAAUGAUAUCAACAAAAUUAAAUUUCUUUUUGUAUCCAUUUCACUUUUCCAUACAGAAUUUCCUGUUACAAAGAAGUGCAAACUGGAUAAUAAUUUUGUGUCCAAGGUAAGGUAAACUAACUUGCAGUCUAUGAAUAGUUGAAUCCCAGUACCUCAAACUCUCAGUAUCUCAGACCUUAUGCCAAGUAAGAGAAACUAAAAUUGGUUUCCCCUUAAUUAAUCCAGUAAUAUAACUCUCAGUCACUCAAACCCUGAGUGACUUGCAGAUCCUGCUAACUUGAAGUGAUUUGUUUCUUUCAGCUCAUUUUUAAUGUGAUGUGAAUAAUCAUGAUUCUCAAUGACUCAAACCCCUUAGUUUGUUAAUGUAAAAUAUAUCUUUUCAAAUCUGUUUUUCUUUUUCUGACUCUUUGAUUGCAAUAAACUUGUUUAGUGUCAUACUUUGAAAAGUCAUUAAACAUGUUGAAACACCUUGAAGUUCCCUUAUUCCAAAAUUUUAGAUAAUUCAACCUGAUAACUUGAGCCUCUAACCUGUGAAGCCUCACUUACAUGUGUCUAAAUAUUUCUGUUUUGAUCCAGAGUAUGGGUAAGUCAGCAAUGAAUAAAGAUAAGCUCAAGUGACUGCAACUAACUCAGUGUUUUUAGUAGUUAUUUAUCACAUCUAUUAGUUAAUCAAUUCUUUUUGUUGUUUUUUUGACCAGAAUGGUAAAAAUCAUGUAGAAAAGAAGAGCAAUCAUGACCAUGAAAAGAAACACUGUAGUAGGAAGAACAGUACCAACAGCAGUACUGGGCCAGUCAUAGAUCUAACAAGUACUGAAGAACAGAGUGAAAGUGUUGAUGAACAAUAUAGGUGGAAAAAUAGAGAAGAUGCAGAUAUUGGUGACUGCAGUGAUGUGGCAGAUUUACUCUUCAGCACAGACUUUCAGCCAAAGUCUUACAAUGCUUCAGAUAUUUCCCUUAAGGUACUUUUAUUAUUUAUUUAUUUUUUCUUUUUUUGAAACAGAGAAAAUGAUGAAAUAUUUAUUCUCUUUCAGAAUUCUGUAGAGGAGCCAAGUCAUUUGCCCUCAGAUGGAAAACCUUUCACACAAUCUAUAGGCCCUAUGAAUGGAUUUACACCUUUACAGAGUGUCUCCCCAGGACACUGUCCACCACCUCAGAAUGGUCUCUCAGUAACAAACACUCUCUCAGCGCCAGAGGAUGUUCUUCCAAUGAACAGUCCACCUCUUCCACAGUACUUCUCACAAAUGGGCAGUCCACCACCCCCAGAGUAUUUCUCAACAAUGGACAGUCCACCUUCACAAGAAAACCUCCACCCAAUGGACAGUCCACCACCCCCAGAGUAUUUCCUACCAAUGGAUAGUCCCCAUCUCUCAGAGGAUGGUCCUUCAGUAAACAGUCCACCACCUACAGAGUAUUUCCCUGAAAUGCAAAGUCUACCUCCCCAAGAGGACUUCCCUCUAAUGGACAGUCCAACAGCCACAGAGUUCUUCCCACCAAGGGAUAGUCCCCAACUCCCAGAGGAUGGUUCUUCAGUAAACAGUCCACCACCUAAAGAGUAUCUCCCUGAAAUGCAAAGUCAGCCUCCCCAAGAGGAUUUUCCUUUAAUGGACAGUCCACCACCCCCAGAGGUCUUCCCACCAAAGGGUAGUCCCCCACCCUCAGAGGAUGUUCUCCCUGUAUGCAUUUCUCCUUCUCAAGAGGUCUGCCAAGCAGUAAACAGUCCACCAACCCCAGAGUAUUUUUCACCCCCACAAUUACCUAACAUACCAUCAACAGCAGAGACUAAACUUGAGAAUGGGAUGCCUUGUGGGGAUAAGGAAAAUCAUUCUUAUGGGUAAAUAAAGAUAACUACACAAUAAUUAUUAUGCUAGUGAUAUGCUAAUUUACUUUAUUAAUGUCAUUCACAGAGUGAAAUUCAUAAAGGGAAUAAAUUAAUAUAGAACAAUGAUACAGUUGUAGUCAAACAUUACAAAACUUUUAAGUAUUGGAAAUAUGAAAGUAUUGCUUAAGGGUUUUGAGCAGCAGCAAAUUUUGAAAUUUGCUAAAGAGUUGCAUUUUCCUGCUCUUUGGAGCAGGACUAAGAUACUUCAAUUGUCCAAAAGUUAUAUAUGUUAUUCACCAGCCAAGGUUGGUCUGUAUCGGGAAAAACUGUGCCCGAGGUCUUGGUACACAAGACAGAGGGCACAGUUUUUCCCAAUACGGACUGACCUUGGCUGGUGAAUAACAUUUUUAUUUUUUUUGCGAAAAGAACCUGAAGGAUAAAGGGCUGUAAUUAGGGUAAGAUUCUCCAUAAACGGAACAAUUUGUGAGCGAGUAGACAGUAGAGAAAACAGGGGCAAUGCAAAUGAAAGAGAGAAGUUUCAUCAAAACAUAUUUAUUUGUGUAAUGAUAUUAAAAAGUGAUUUAAAAGGCUUCCAAGAAAACUUUGAAACAUUUUUUCGGAUACCACCUGCUGUGAGCAGGCCAGAUGGGAGGAAUACUGCCCACUCUCAGAACCAAUCAGAUUGCAGGAUUUGUAGAAUACCGCCUGCUCACGAACUGAGAAAAAAUAAAUUGCCAUACUGCUCAGCAAACUUGGCUUACUCUGAAAAAGACAUCUUGUUCCUGGAUUUGAUUUCAGUUGAAAACCUUCAGUACCAUGAUCAGGUAAUUUUGAUUUGCAUUCUCUAAGUCUUAUCUUUGUGUGUGUGUGUUUUUUUUUCCUGAUAUAGCAUUUUAAGUAAAUCACUUACAGCAGUAGCAGUCAUUUGAUUCAAGACUGCCAGAACAGUUCUUUAUGUCCUAUAUUCUUGCUAACAAAAUCUCUUGGUACUCUUUCUUCUCUUCCAGAAGCAAUAAAAUUUCUCAUGUACUGCAGCAAUCAGUUUCUCAACAAGUAAGUUAUUACAAACACUUUAAAACUCGCAACUUUACUUUAACAGGUUCAUUGGUAACUAGUUUAUAAGAUGACAGUUGAAAUCCUUAUUUUGUCUUCCCUUAAUCACUGGGAAAUGAACCUGUAGUCAAACUUCUGUUAAGUAGAUAUAGACACAAAAUUGAGGGUUACUGCCGAAUAUAUGUUGUUACUAAACAAUAAGGGGGAUUGGCAACUGUUCUGCCUCCUGCUAGAGAGAGAUGCGUUAUUAGGGCAUGCUUAGUGAGAAACUAACUUGAAAAUACUGUGAGUGAAAUGCAUCCAUCUUCAUUGCCUUGGAAACAAAAGACCAUAAAACAUUCACCUAAUUUCAUGAUUGGCUAGAAAGGGCACCUGUAUUUGGUAUGGAAGUAUCAUAUCCUUGAUAGAUGUUGACAAUACAUGUUGUUAGAAGUCUGUUAAAACAAUGUGAGUUAUUAAACCACAUUUGCAUUUAUAUAUUUUUUAUAAAUGUUUGUUAUCCUGGAUUGCUUUCAGACACCAUUGAUAAAGGUCCAACUUCACUUGGAAGAAGUGCAUGGCAUGCAUUAUCAGACACUAGAAAAUAUAUGCUCCCUGUUAGAUAAAGCUGAUCCAGCCAUCGUCAGCAGCUUACCCAAAAGUAUUAAAGAGGCUCAGAACUUAAGGUUGCUCAUCUACUUAACAGUUAAAUUAUCAAUUUACCUAUAGACAGCUAUCUGGGCAAGUUCUUUCUUAAAGAUACAGCAAGAAGCAAGAGGAAUUUUAGACUGAAGGGCCAUUUUCUUGAUUGGUUCAUACAUGGUGUAAAGUUCAUCAAUGUGCAGCUGUUACAGCUGAUACAUUGUCCUAAUGUCUGUUCAGAAGAAAGAUAUAGUUGGAUCUUAAAGAUGUCCACUUGGUUUAAUCCAGUUUCAGGUUUAAGGACUUGAAGGCAUGACUUCAAGAUAACUAAUGACCUGACUACUACAUCAUGUUGCUAUGCUCUCCCAAUUUCACACUAUGCAUACUUGCAUUUUAAAAGGGAGAAAUACUUAGCAUAGUUGUAGAUGGCUUGGUUAUUACCUUUGAACUGACCUUUUUUAGUCUUGUUCAAUUUAGGUAAAAAGUGUACUUUUUCUCACAGGAAAAGGCUAAGAUCAAAAAUUUUACAGCUUGAGAACAUUUUGCAACAGGGAGGAGGAAGCAAAGACUGCACCUUCAAGAUUUGUAAGUACAAAAGAUAAACAGUUUGCUAUUGAUUCUACAACUCUUAUUAAGGUUUUUUUGGAAAAAACCUGCUCUGCAUCAAGUUUUUGUACUCCAGUUUUGUCACCGCAGACACUGACAAGGAAGGAAGGUGAAAUAUUUAAAUUGCUGACUAAAGAUUUGUAGACUGAUAUGAUGGAACCUAGAGAUGAAUGUAUUUCCUGUUUGUAUGAUUCAUAAUGAAUUGGUCUUGAUUUGAUUUACUAUUUCUCUUACAUGCAGGUUUAAGGCAAUCACCACACAGUAAUAGUACUACCUUGUCUGAUACAUCCAUUAUACCAUGUAAAGAAAGUUUCUAUGAGGGAAGCAGGAGUAUUUCUUGUUCAUUGAGCUCAAGGUUGAAUAAAGAGAAGAACAUUCCAACAACCUUUAAAAAGUCAAGCAAACUAUCUUGUGAAAAUGAUUCUCUACCAGAGAGCAGAAAUGAUUACUCUGUGAAAACUCAAACUUCAGUCUCUAUGAGUUCUGCAAGUGUAAUAGAUGAUAUGAAAAAAGAUUCCUUACUGUUAACAGAACUGUUGGAUAACAGUGAUGAUGAAUGGGCAAAUACUGGUAUUCGUGAUGAUUAAAUUAUCUGAUGUUAUGAGUUUUUUCUACUACAUUUUGUCUCUCCAUUGAGGGACAAAUCCUUUGAAUUCCAUUG
Molecule: messenger RNA, 8396 nt
Organism: Pocillopora meandrina
Lineage: Eukaryota; Metazoa; Cnidaria; Anthozoa; Scleractinia; Pocilloporidae
Source: the annotation of a GenBank genome assembly